Syngnathus acus (greater pipefish) is the source of this 3856-nucleotide messenger RNA. RefSeq names its product thymocyte selection-associated high mobility group box (gene tox). Lineage: Eukaryota; Metazoa; Chordata; Actinopteri; Syngnathiformes; Syngnathidae. The coding region runs from base 576 to 2411 and encodes 611 amino acids. Gene Ontology annotation, biological process: regulation of transcription by RNA polymerase II; leukocyte differentiation. Gene Ontology annotation, molecular function: chromatin DNA binding. The transcript has 10 exons. The record is from RefSeq and is a predicted model, not a curated record. Gene Ontology annotation, cellular component: nucleus.
CAGCAGCAGCAGCGGCAGAAGCGGAGGCAGAAGCGGCAGCAGUCCAGCAGCGGAGCAGCAGUGUAGUAGUAAGCAGCGGGGAACACCAUUGAGACACUUACAGUCGCAUCUCAUCCUGGCUAGACAAAACAUCGCGGCCAUCAAGGAAACAGGUGGAGACGCGUCUUACAGUGAGUUCUUCUGGCUAAAACACUUUUGCAAUUUCAAUUCAUUCAUUGCCAGCGUAGACUUGGAAGUUCGUUCGGCCAGUCAUCGGAGCAUGAAAACCGGCGUGGGGAGAAGCCCUUGUUCCAAAACUUGCGGGAUUCUGUGAAGGCUUCAUUUCUCCCUCCUAAAAAUCACCGAGAGAGAGAGCGAGAGAGAGAGAGAGAGAGAGAGAGAGAGAGAGAGAGAGAGAGAGAGAGAGAGAGAGGCAGGCGUUGGGUUUCCGGAGAGUCUCGUAGAUGUUUCUCCUUACGGUUGCUCAGGGACCUCCAACUUUGUAAGAAAAAAGUCAUCAGUUUAUUUGCGCUGAAGGAAGGAAGGAAGGAAGAAAGCAAGCAAGCAGAAGAAUAGAAGUGGAUGUAUAUUGGGCCAUGGAUGUGACAGUUUACCCAGCACCUCCUCAGCCCCUGUCCGCGUCAGAGCACAGCAGACUGGGACAGCUCUCCUACCCUGAGCCAGCAGCCUUCGGAACCAACAAGUUGGAAGGAGACACCAUGUUCCUGAAUAUGCAAGAAACGGGCCUUGACUAUGUUUCAAACAACCAGUUUCGUGUGCCGCAGCCCCCUCAGCCCCUGAGCAAGGUGACACCUCCUAACCCUUCCUCGCAGCACUGGCGGAGAGACGCGCGCUUGCCCGAGACGCACCGUCUGCCUUGGUCCUACUCAAUGGGUGGUUUGGGUGAUGAAGACUUCAACAUUCCACCCAUCACCCCCCCGACACUUCCAGACCACAUGCUGCCUCCUCAUCUGCCCCACGAUUCCUCCACUGGACCCUAUCGACCUCUGGAUAGCAACAGCAGCAGCAGCAGCAGCUCAGCUCCUCCACACCACCCCUACCAGCUGCAGGGUAUGAAUCUGGCCCGAAUGCCUGCCAGUCAGGAAGGAGCGUCCAUGCUGAAACAAGAUGGGGGUACAUACAGCCCAGAUGGCUCAGCCAUGACCAAUACUCUAUCAGUGAUGCAGCAGAUGGUAAACUCGGAUUCCCGCUUUACGAGCAGCCAACAGCCCAUUGAAGCGGCGCUCGGACCCAAAAACCCAUCAGGCAUCAACCAAGCGAGUCAGCUAUCGACCAUCAACCAAACCCAGCUGGGACUCAGUGGAAACUCAGUUACCCACAAUUCUCCAUCCCCGCCUGGAAGUAAAUCGGCUACGCCGUCUCCGUCCAGCUCAGUACAUGAGGACGACAAUGAUGAUGGGUUCAGGCAGGGCAAUGGAGGUGAGAAACGACCAGCAUCGUUUGACAUCUCCAAGAAACCCAAGACACCAAAGAAGAAGAAGCGAAAGGAUCCCAAUGAGCCAGUGAAGCCAGUGUCUGCCUACGCCUUGUUCUUUCGAGACACACAGGCCAACAUUAAAGCCCAGAACCCCAACGCCACCUUUGGGGAGGUAUCGAAGAUUGUGGCCUCCAUGUGGGAUGGCCUGGGAGAGGAACAGAAACAGGUAUAUAAGAAGAAGACGGAGACAGCAAAGAAGGAGUAUCUGAAACAAUUGGCUGCCUACAGGGCCAGUCUGGUCUCUCAGAGUUACAACGAUCCUGAGAUGAAGCCGCCCCACUCUUCCUCCUCCUCCUCUUCCUCCUCCUCUGCCUCAAUGUUCACAUCCAAGGCGUCUGUCUACGAAGGGCCGCACCCUUCCUCCGGCUCGCUCGCCCACCAGCACCCGGGCAUUUACAUGGCGUACCCUCACCCGUCCAACCUCAGCCACCAUCCCUCCAGCCCCAGCCUGGGACACCCUCACCUGCCCCCGCCUCACGCUCAGAUUCACCCGCAGCUGCACGGCCUGUCCUCCAGCGGGACCGUGCCACGGCACAGUUUGCCUCACCAGGGAGGUCUGUCCCUCGGCGGCGUGGUGCAAGCCUCCACCCCGCCUCACCAGGUCAGCCCCCCGCUCCACAGCCAGGCUCACCUGGGGGGGCUGCACAGUCCGCAUCAUCAUCAUCAUCAUCAGCAGCAGCAGCAACACCAGCAGCUCGGCGCUCACUCGCUGGGAAUGACGCACUCUCCGGCCAUCACGCAGGCCUACUCCCUCCAGCCGGAGUAUCAGCCAAUCGGAGGGGGUCUGAUGAAUAGCGGAGGGGUAAUGUCAUCAUCAGUGGACUACCACCAGCUGAGUCGACACAUGGCCGGCCAUCACCCAUCUCUUGACUGGAGCACUGAUUACCAUGGCAACGGAGGUCCUCAGCGAGAUAAAACUUUGUACCAGAGUUAAUUUGAGAACAAAGUGAGACCAAACGUCAUUGACAUCCUGCUUUUGCCAGUGCGGGACCUCAACGAGAGCCAGACACUCAAGUGAACUUGCAGCACGGCCCCCGCAAACCAGACAAAAGUCCUGACUAAAUAUUUGUUUAGCCGGAAUGAUAUACAGUACAGUACAUCCAGUCCAGCUGACAGCAAAUAUGAGAAACUAAAUGGAGCAUGUGUAUAGCGCCACUUUCCCGUAUCCUUGAGAGGUAGGACAGGUCAAGAGACCUGACGACGUCCUGCUCCUGCACAUAGAUGACUUAGACUGGUUGAAUUUGAUCUGCUACUUAAAUGUAUAUUGAUUUGGACUGAGAGGAUGUGUUCCACAAAGGAGAGCUUUUCAGUCUGAGUGAAGGUUGUAUAUAAUGGAAUAGAUGAGCUCUUCCAAAGCCAUUGUUCUAGCCAACUGCUACAAAGGAAUAUUAGGGUCACACCGUUAAAAAAAAAAAAAACUUUUACUUGACUUUACAAUUAACAUCCAACAAUAUUACGAGAAUAAUGUGGCAAUUUUCCAUCACAAUUGAAUACUUUUCCCUUGCUGCAGUCCAACUUCAUGAUUGUUAAAUGGUGUCUUUAUUUUCUGACAUUUCUUGUAUGACAUUUUUGUAUUUUCAGUGUGGCCCUGAUACUCCAUAAAAGUCCAUCCUACAAAAAAAAAGAUCUUUCUACUUACUUUUCUCUUUCUUUUUGUAUAGUUGGACUGGACUAGCAGUUCUAAAAAAGCUCUGAAGAGCGCUUGUAUAAAGCUGUAAUGUAAUUGUUCACGGUGUCCCUUUUAAAUCCAGUUAAUUCAAUUUCUUUCCCUCCAUAGCAUACCUGUACGGCUGCAGCCAAAGUAAAAAGAGCACGGCACACACAAGCCCACGUUGUUCUCUCACAGUGCUGCUCACAUCUGUUGGGCACCAAUCCAGUGUAUUUUAGUCCUUGAAAUGUCAAAUAAUUAGGAGGGGAAUUCAAAGGUUUAUAUGAUGACAGCUCCUUCUCCAUGUAUACAUACGUCUGUCUGUCUGUCUGUCUGUUUCCAAAAUUGAUUUGGACCCAAAAUUCGGGUGUGUGCGUUGGUGAGUGAAUGAGUGAGCGAGCGAGUUGAAGUGGAGUGCUUGAUAGUGCUGCAUGGUCUCUUUUGGCAUCGCUACUUCUCUGUGCACAGAGGCUAUUUAUGAACCUAUAACUAUUGCUUUGUUGGCUGUGUUUCAAUGUUUUUAAUCACGUUAUGUUUUAGUGUUAAUGACGAAGAGAGUGACUCUUUCUUUCUCUCUUGCUCACCUUGUAUCUUUUUUUGUAUUUUAUGUGGGGGUUUGGCAGAUAAAAGGACUCUGGGCAACAAACAUGAAGAUUUUCUUAUUUUUAGAUUCUAAAAAUGUGUUUGAGAAUAAAGUCAGUGCUGCAUUGAUGUGCAGUCAUUCCUCCCAA